AUGGAUUCUGAAACCAUAAAGCUUCCGACUAUAGAUUUCUCCCAACCUGGAUUGAAACCAGGAAAUCCAGAGUGGGAUUCAGUGAAAGGUCAAGUCCGAAAAGCACUUGAAGAAUUUGGCUGCUUCGAGGCCUUGUAUGACAAAAUUUCUCUUGAACUUCAGAAAUCAUUUUUCGAAGCCUUAGAAGAGCUUUUCAACCUCCCUUUGCAGACUAAGCAAAGAAACACAUCUAAGAAGAUCUACCAUGGCUACAUUGGACAAUAUCCAAUUUUUCCACUGUAUGAGAGCAUGGGUCUUGAUGAUGCAAACAUCCCUGAAAAAGUUGAAAGCUUCACUGAUCUCUUAUGGCCUGAGGGGAACUCAAAUUUCUGCAAGACUGUGCAUUCCUACUCGGAGCAAAUCUCAGAAUUAGAUAAGAUUGUGAGAAGGAUGAUACUGGAGAGCCUAGGUUUAGAGAAAUAUAUGGAUGAGCACAUGGAAUUAACAAAUUACCUUCUUAGAGCAAUGAAGUACGAAGGACCUCAAACAACUGAGACAAAAGUUGGACUACAUGCUCACACUGACAAGAACAUCCUAUCCAUUUUGUGUCAAGAUCAAAUACGCGGUUUGCAAGUUCUCACAAAAGAUGGACAUUGGAUUGAUGUCGAACCCUCUCCAGGCUCCUUCACUGUCAUGAUUGGAGAUGCCCUUUUUGCAUGGACAAAUGGCCGAUUGCACUGUCCUUUUCACCGGGUGAUGAUGACUGGAAAUAUAGCAAGGUACUCAGCCGGUAUAUUUUCAAUGCCAAAAGCAGGGUAUAUAAUAAAAGCCCCAGAAGAACUGGUAGAUGAAGAGCACCCCUUGCUAUUCAAGCCAUUUGAUAAUGUUGAGUUCCUCUCAUUCCUCCGCACUGAGGCUGGAAAAGGAGCUCAAUCUGCCCUCAAAACCUACUGUGGCAUCUAA
Messenger RNA from Coffea eugenioides, 942 nucleotides. RefSeq names its product probable 2-oxoglutarate-dependent dioxygenase AOP1. NCBI's taxonomy places the organism in Eukaryota, Viridiplantae, Streptophyta, Magnoliopsida, Gentianales, Rubiaceae. The transcript is spliced from 3 exons. Bases 1 to 942 code for a protein of 313 amino acids. Gene Ontology annotation, molecular function: dioxygenase activity. The record is from RefSeq and is a predicted model, not a curated record.